GGAUCUGAACCGUUUGCUCUCCUCUGCAGAUCACCUUGAGUGAUGCCCAAGAAGUUCCAAGGGGAAAACACCAAGUCGGCUGCUGCCCGCGUGAGGAAGGCUGAGGCAAAGGCAGCAGCCGAUGCCAAACGGCAGCAGGAGCUGGAAGAUGCCUACUGGAAGGAUGAAGACAAACACGUGAUGAGGAAGGAACAGAGGAAGGAAGAGCGGGAGAAGCGGCGCCUGGAGCAGCUGGAGCGCAAGAAGGAGCUGCAGCGUCUGCUGGAGGAGGAAGACUCAAAGCUGAAGGGGAAGUCACCCAAGCAGGUCACUCCAGGCAAAGUCACCAGGGCCCAGAUCGAGGAGACAAUCAGGAAAGACCAGCAGCAGAAGGAGAACGCAGAGACAGUGGAGAAGGAGAAGACUCACUUGGAGGUCCCCUUGGAAGAGAACGUCAACAGAAGGGUACUGGAGGAAGGAUCAGUGGAGGCCAGAACGAUUGAAGAUGCCAUUGCUGUCCUCAGCGUUGCCAAUGACCUGGAUCGGCACCCGGAGCGCCGGAUGAAAGCCGCCUUCACGGCCUUUGAGGAGCUCAACCUGCCACGCCUGAAGCAGGAGAACCCCAACAUGCGCCUGUCCCAGCUCAAGCAGCUCCUCAAGAAGGAGUGGAUGAAGUCUCCAGAGAACCCCAUGAACCAGCGGCACAAGGCUUACAACAGCCAGAAGUAGAACUAGAGCUGAGCAAUCACACACACCACCCCCCAUGGAGAGUGGGCUGGAGCCCUCAGGGCUCUGCUCCCAGGAGAACAGGAGACAUGAGGAACCCCCUCUCCUUUUGUUUCCUUUUCCCUACCCCAGUUUCUGUCUGUUCUUGGAUUUAAGAUAGGCACAAGGCCACAGCUCAGGACCCUGCAUGGUCCUGUCCCCCUGGGCGUGCUGGUGCAGCAUGACCAGGACACACCACUGCCAGCCUCCUGUCCCCUAAGCCACUUGUUACAACAAAACCAAGCUACUGACUCGCUUCCAGCCCUUCAGUGCUCCCAGGGUGCAGCCUCAGCGCUGCUUCCUGCCAAGGUGGGGACCCCCCAGCAACCUUUUCCAGGCUGGACUUCACCCAAACUGCAUCACCCCAACUCUGCGUCCUCAUCCUCUGCAGGGUGAGUAUUUCUUGCAAGCACCAUGAGGAAGGCACCUGCCCGCUGUUGCUUGUGUCAUCUUGGGUGCUGGGAUGUCCCCACAUUGAUUCCAGACUGGGAUUGCUGUUGGCAUUGCUUGCUGCCAGCCACCUCUGGGUCUCAGCUGGAGUUAGAUGGGGAGGAGGAACCACAACGGGAGCAGAAGCUCCAUCAGCAAAGAGUUACAGGGGAAGAGGGAAAACAACCUUACACCUUCGAGGAGGAAGAGGAGAAAUCCCCCAGCACAGCGCAAUCCCUGCAGGACACUGGUGUCACACUUCUCUCUUGUCACCUCCCUGGGGGCCUUUCCCAGAGCCUCACACGUUGCUGGGGGGACAGGAGCUCCUGGAGGGGCUGUGACCCUGCACAACGAAUGAGCUGCCUGUCUCCAGCAGGGAAGCUGCUGCUUCUCCUAUCACUGCUUCCCCUGACUGCUCCCAGGCUCGGGCAGGAGCCUGUGGAAGGAUAUUGGGAAUGUUGGCUCAGCCACUGCUGCACCAAGGGCAUGAACCUGCCUGUGCCAGUGCUCCAGGAGAAGAAACAGGUGAGCUCCUCUCCAUGACCAAGCACUGGGAUUUCCUCUCUUCCCUUCUCACAUCUCUUCUGGUCUCCUUUGGGAACGAAACUCCUUCCUGGGACCUAAAACCCGUGCCUGUUGCUGUUGGUGCUUUACCUGUGUAGAUCAGCAGGGAAUGCCAACGCCAGGGCUGGCUCAGCAUCCCGCUGGCACUCCUUCCCAUGGUGUGGCACCACCAGGGCUCAUCCCGGGCACUGAGUGGCCCCUAUUCCUGCACGGGGUUGCUCCUGAGAGAUGCUGGAGCCCUGGAGGCAGCAGCAGCAGCAUUUGCACUUGGGUGGGUCGAGGAGCAGCAGCAGUGGCUGUUUUGGGGCUCUCUUGCACCCUGCUGAGGGGGCAGCUGGGCCAGGGUGUAUGUUCCCCCCCAGGUAAAUGCAGGAAGGAAGGUGCCCAGUGCCCCUUCCCCCCCCACCCCCAUUCUGUGAGGAGUUUGUUGUGUUUGAACCCCAUUAAAAACAAUAAAUCCCAA
This is a messenger RNA of Neopsephotus bourkii (Bourke's parrot), 2200 nucleotides long. RefSeq names its product coiled-coil domain containing 124 (gene CCDC124). Gene Ontology annotation, molecular function: transcription coactivator activity. The transcript has 4 exons. Gene Ontology annotation, cellular component: nucleus. The record is from RefSeq and is a predicted model, not a curated record. NCBI's taxonomy places the organism in Eukaryota, Metazoa, Chordata, Aves, Psittaciformes, Psittacidae. Gene Ontology annotation, biological process: transcription by RNA polymerase II. Bases 43 to 708 code for a protein of 221 amino acids.